Messenger RNA from Penicillium daleae, 213 nucleotides. Its product is annotated as con-10 family general stress protein. Lineage: Eukaryota; Fungi; Ascomycota; Eurotiomycetes; Eurotiales; Aspergillaceae. The transcript has 2 exons. The record is from RefSeq and is a predicted model, not a curated record. Bases 1 to 213 code for a protein of 70 amino acids.
AUGGACGCCCAGAAGCAGAUAUGCAACAUCUCGAGCCGGGAUAUCGCAUCCCAAGGCGGCAAUGCAUCCAGUGGCAGCUUCGAAGCUGGUGACCCCCGAGCCAGAGAGGCCGGUCAGAGGGGUUGCCAGGCCUCUAGUAGAAGCUUUGCUCCUGGAGAUCCGCGCGCUAGAGAGGCUGGACAUAAAGGUGGCUUGUCUGGGCCCGAGGACUAA